Centruroides sculpturatus (bark scorpion) is the source of this 1274-nucleotide messenger RNA. RefSeq names its product protein phosphatase PTC7 homolog. The coding region runs from base 97 to 1086 and encodes 329 amino acids. NCBI's taxonomy places the organism in Eukaryota, Metazoa, Arthropoda, Arachnida, Scorpiones, Buthidae. The record is from RefSeq and is a predicted model, not a curated record. The transcript has 6 exons.
UUAGGUUAUAAGCCACUGGAGGUGCGCUGUAGAUUUUAAACAACAUGGCGGAUAUAUGUUAGAGUUCAAAUUUAGCUGUUGAUUUCGGUUAUCGUGAUGCAAUCAGUUCUUCUUUAUGGUAGAUUAUUAACUAGAGCUUUAGUUAGUGGCGUUUACGGUCAUACAUCGACCAGCAGCGAUGUUAAUUGUGUUAAUAGGAAGAGAGAAUUGAAAUUUCUUAUAGCAUGCUGCGGGUUUCCAAAGGUCUGGACUGGAUUUACUGCAUCUUUGCUCAGACGUGGACAGUUCGGAGAUGAUGCUUGUUUCGUAGCUAAAUACAAAACUACAGACGUUUUAGGUGUGGCCGACGGAGUCGGAGGAUGGAGAACGUACGGCGUCGAUCCCUCGCAGUUUUCCUCUUCUCUGAUGCGAACUUGCGAGAGGAUCGUGCUUUCGGGUCGUUUUAAUCCCCAGUCCCCGGCCGGAAUAAUAGCUGCUAGUUAUUAUGAAUUACUAGAAAACAAAGAGCACAUAAUUGGUAGCAGUACGGCUUGUGUGUUAGUUUUGAAUCGCGACAACAGCAUGCUAUACACUGCCAAUAUCGGAGACAGCGGAUUCCUGAUAAUCCGACAGGGUCAGAUCGUUCACCGUUCCGAAGAACAGCAGCAUUAUUUCAAUACUCCUUUUCAACUUUCACUUCCUCCUCCCAGUAUAAGCAGACAAGUACAUAACGACGGUCCCGAGUUAGCGGAAACUUCCUCGUUCGUCGUUCAAGAAGGCGAUCUGAUUCUUCUGGCGACCGAUGGUCUCUUCGACAAUCUACCCGAUAACAUGAUUGUACAGCAUUUAUCCAAACUCAGGGAUAGAAAUUUAGAGAGUAUACAGCAAUCAGUAAACUCUUUGGCCUUUCAAGCACACAGGUUGGCUUUUGAUUCUACUUAUCUGUCACCUUUUGCCAUCAAUGCGCGAGCGAAUGGCAUAGAUGCCACAGGUGGAAAGCCUGACGAUAUUACGGUCCUCCUGGUGUCGGUCGGUCCCGGAUGGUCGGAGAAGAAGGAACCGCUCCGCACGGCGGUCUCCCAGAAUGGUUGCACAGACUACGGUUGAUUGCACGUAGACCCUAGAAUGAGUAAACUUUUAGAAUAAGUUAGUCACUAAAUUUAGUAUCGAAUAGACGAGAUUUACGUGGGAUCUGUUGUCACAGAAAAACCAUGCAAUAUCAUUUGAAAAAAAAAAAGUGCUACUAGAGAGACAAUAGAUUCUACUCGGGUCCAGUCGCGUACGAUACCGCUGCC